AUGCCUGCCUCCGUCCAUCCUAGACGCGACUCCGCGGAGUCGAUUGACACCGACAUUAUAACGCUGUCGCGGUUCAUUUUAGAGAGCCAGCGCGCGAGCGCAAAGAACGCGACGGGCGAGUUCUCGCUGCUGCUGAAUUCGCUGCAAUUCGCGUUCAAAUUCAUCUCGCAGACGAUCCGGCGGGCAGAGCUGGUCAACCUCAUCGGGCUGGCAGGCGCGUCCAACGCCACAGGGGACCAGCAGAAAAAGCUGGACGUGCUCGGGGACGAGAUCUUCGUGAACGCGAUGCGCGCCAGCGGCAAUGUGCGCGUGCUAGUGUCUGAGGAGCAAGAGGAGCUGAUUGUGUUUCCCCACAACGCGGCUGCGUACGCGGUCUGCUGCGAUCCCAUCGACGGCUCUUCGAACAUCGAUGCCGGAGUCUCUGUCGGCACAAUUGUGUCGCUGUUUCGGCUGACGUCGGACUCGCGCGGUAGCGCCAGCGACGUGCUGCGCGGAGGCCGCGAAAUGGUGGCGGCUUGCUACGCUAUGUAUGGUGCCUCGACGCACCUCAUGCUGACCACCGGCUCGGGUGUGAAUGGAUUCACUCUGGACACUAACCUGGGGGAAUUUAUCCUCACGUACCCAGACCUCCGCAUGCCUAUCGAGCACCCCAUCUACUCGGUCAACGAGGGAAACUCCGUUUACUGGGACGAUCCGAUCCAGGAUUUUUUCCAGCGCCUGAAGAAGCCUCCUGCGGAUGAGAACUCCAAGCCAUACUCUUCCCGGUACAUUGGCUCGAUGGUCGCUGACGUUCACAGAACGCUACUCUACGGCGGGCUAUUUGCGUACCCUUGCGACCGCAAAAACAAGCAUGGUAAGCUAAGACUGCUGUACGAGGCAUUCCCCAUGGCGUUCCUUGUUGAGCAGGCUGGCGGAAAAGCCGUUAAUGACAGAGGGGAGCGUAUUUUGGACUUGACUCCGGAGCACAUCCACGACAAGUCAAGCAUCUGGUUGGGGAGCCGCGCCGACGUUGACAAGUAUUUGAAGCACAUUGGCAGUGCCAACUAA
Messenger RNA from Lachancea thermotolerans CBS 6340, 1047 nucleotides. It is a transcript of the gene FBP1, whose product is annotated as fructose 1,6-bisphosphate 1-phosphatase. Gene Ontology annotation, molecular function: fructose 1,6-bisphosphate 1-phosphatase activity. Gene Ontology annotation, biological process: sucrose biosynthetic process; fructose 6-phosphate metabolic process; fructose metabolic process. The record is from RefSeq and is a predicted model, not a curated record. Bases 1 to 1047 code for a protein of 348 amino acids. Lineage: Eukaryota; Fungi; Ascomycota; Saccharomycetes; Saccharomycetales; Saccharomycetaceae. The transcript has a single exon. Gene Ontology annotation, cellular component: cytosol; cytoplasm.